This is a messenger RNA of Anopheles maculipalpis, 1646 nucleotides long. It is a transcript of the gene hh, whose product is annotated as protein hedgehog. The transcript is spliced from 3 exons. Gene Ontology annotation, biological process: multicellular organism development; intein-mediated protein splicing; smoothened signaling pathway. Lineage: Eukaryota; Metazoa; Arthropoda; Insecta; Diptera; Culicidae. Gene Ontology annotation, molecular function: calcium ion binding; patched binding. The record is from RefSeq and is a predicted model, not a curated record. Bases 63 to 1646 code for a protein of 527 amino acids.
ACGAAGGUUAAGUGGCGUCUUCAUCUUUGAGUGCCGACUGUCCGUCGGCCAUCGAUAGCUGAAUGCACCGGAAGAGUGCAGCGAGGUCGCUGCCUUCAUCGUCACGAUCGUUGUCCUCGUUGGCCGGUUCCCGCGGGUGUAAUCUGUGCAGUGACAACCGAAUGGGUAGCUGGAGACAAACGCUGGCAGCUGUCGUUCCGGCGACGCCCUGCGAUCCCGCACCAGAAAUGCAAUCAACAGACCCGCUCUGUCCGCUCGGACCGUACAGCAGUGUCGUGGAGGAGAUGAGUGUGAUGCCCGAAGUGGUGGCGUACGCGUGCGAGGCGUACGAGCGCCACAGUCCGGCGGGUGUUUGCCAUGAAGGCUCCUCAACGAAGCCUCAGUGUCGUUCGGGGUUGGGCGGUGGGGUAAGGUGUAUGGCCCGGGUCACACCACAGUGCAACAGGACAAUGGUGUGGAUGAUGGUGGUACUGUUAACGCUCGUUCAGCUAACGGCCGGGUGUGGUCCGGGUCGUGGGAUUGGAGGACCUCGCCGGACCCGGAAGUUGCUUCCGCUGGUGUUUAAGCAGCAUGUGCCGAAUGUGAGCGAAAAUUCGCUGUCUGCGUCCGGCAUGCAGGAGGGACCGAUCUCGCGCAACGAUAGUAAGUUCCGAAAUCUUGAGACGAACUACAACAAGGACAUCAUCUUCAAGGACGAGGAAGGUACCGGAGCGGACCGUGUUAUGACGCAGCGCUGCAAGGAAAAGCUCAACAUACUGGCCGUAUCGGUGAUGAACCAGUGGCCCGGUCUGCGGCUAAUGGUAACCGAAGGUUGGGACGAGGAUCAUAUGCAUGCGCCCGAGUCCCUGCACUACGAAGGACGCGCCGUCGAUAUCAUGACUUCGGACAAGGAUCGGUCGAAGAUUGGCAUGCUGGCACGGCUUGCCGUCGAGGCUGGCUUUGACUGGGUGUUCUACGAGAGCCGCAAUCACAUCCACUGCUCAGUGAAAUCAGAUUCCUCACAAUCCAGCCAUACGAGCGGUUGCUUCACCGGAGACAGCACCGUCCUGACAGAGGCCGGCGUCCACCGGAAGCUGAGCGAGCUGCGGAUCGGCGAACGAGUGCAGGCGGUCAAUGCAGCCGGACAGACCGUAUUCAGCGAGGUGCUCAUGUUCAUGGACCGGGACACACACCAGCGGCGCGAGUUUGUCACAAUCGAGGCAGAGGGCGGUGCACUGCUGAAGGUCACUCCGGCCCAUCUGGUGUUGGUGUGGCAUCGGGAACGGUCCGACACGCGGUUCGUGUUUGCCGACCGGGUCCGCGAAGGUGAUCACAUACUGGUGCACGUCGGUGGAACGCUUGAACCACGCUUGGUACAUCGAAUAUCGGCCACACUUUCGGAGGGUGUGUAUGCGCCACUAACGAGCGAAGGAACGAUCGUGGUCGAUUCGAUCGCUGCUUCGUGCUAUGCGCUCAUUGACAGCCAAACGAUUGCGCAUCUUAGCUUUCUACCGUAUCGGCUGGUGGAGAAGGUGCUGGCCUUGUUUGAACGAAGUAGUGCAAGCGAUAGUCUCAGCUUGCCAACCCACGAAGGUAUCCACUGGUACGCGAAAUCCUUGUACACCAUCAAAGACUAUCUGAUACCGGCGAACUGGCUGUACCACUGA